This is a messenger RNA of Darwinula stevensoni, 925 nucleotides long. The record is from the annotation of a GenBank genome assembly. NCBI's taxonomy places the organism in Eukaryota, Metazoa, Arthropoda, Ostracoda, Podocopida, Darwinulidae.
GCGUCUGUGCUUUCUUCGUGCAGGAUCACCCAGAUCAAGACGUACUCGUGGGACAAUGCUCAGGUGAUAUUAGUGGGGAACAAGUGUGAUAUGGAGGAACAGCGGCUGGUGAGCGCCGAGAAGGGCAAGCGCCUGGCGGACCAACUCGGCGUGGAAUUCUUCGAGACAUCCGCCAAGGAGAACGUCAACGUCAAGUCCGUGUUCGAGCGGCUGGUGGACAUCAUCUGCGACAAGAUGUCGGAAAGCCUGGACUCGGAUCCGAGUCUAUUGAACAGGGGGAGCGGGACGAAGUUGACGGAUAACCUCGGCGGGGGGAAAUCCGUGGGGAACUCCUGCUGCUGAGGGGAAACCGGGAGCGCACGGUUUUCCACAAUACUUCUCCGCCUCGUCGAUGUAUCGAAAAUAAUAAUUAUUAUCUGUUUUUCGUGUACGUGUAUAAGUGUGCUUGAGAGACAAGAAAGGGGGAAGGUGUUUCGUGUCCAUCCCUGUGAUCGCAGUGACAAGUUUUCCUUCUCGGCGGCAAGUUCCCCCCUCUGCCGCCAGUAGCGCAACGCGUCCUCGUCUCGCUUCCAUAGAGCGAAAAUGCAAAUCCCGCGUGCCACAUGCGAAGACUUGCACCGGAGGGCGGACGUGCAAGUUUUCCUGCAUAUCAGUGUAUACGUUCCAUUCCACGUGUGACCCGACAUUCCGACGACCCAGGAAAACUUGCGUCUUCCACGGAUGGAGUCGCACAAGAGAGGAUUCAGGAGGACGGAAAAUCCAGGCAGUUGUACAGUGUGUGUGACCCCCAAAUUUCACGUUAUUACUACCUCCAUUAUUUAAAAGCGACAGGAAACAGUAGGAUCACCACCUGAUGUGAGGCUGGAAUAGAUGAGAGUGAAUAAAAACCAAACGGUUGUUCGUUCUUCGUUAUAUCAGACAGACC